CAACAUAAACACAUUUUGGAAUAUUUUUGUAUUCGGUCGUGUAAAAAUGUAAACAUAACGAACUAUUAACGAUGUAAAACGUGGCCCGUGAACUCUAGUUUGGUUUCCACGAGUUGGUCGGUUUGAAUGUUGAAGUUCUAUUGUGAUACUUGGGGGCUUUUGAUAAAUUGGUGUGAGUCUUAUUAGCUAGCCUAGCUAACGUAGCUAGUCAGCUAGCUAAUGGGCUCUGUCUAACCUUGAUAACGCUGAGUAGUCUAUGCUGUCUAACUAUUUAUCCCAAUGUGCUUUCUCCUUCGCUGUAGCUCUUGGUUUUGCAUGCAGUGUCAUGCAAAAAAGCUAACUUUUCUCCCCGUAUCUGGCUAGUUUCUCUCACUUAAGUUUACGUUACUUGCUUGCUAUUUUAUCUUUACCCCCAUGAGGACUAAUUUUAACCAUAUGUUCAUCAAAUCAGAUUUGGGCCGUUCUUUGGUCAAACGCCUCGCUUCCCAAUGGCGGACAACAGUUCUUCUGUCCUGCUCAACACCGGGGCACGGAUGCCUCUGCUAGGUUUGGGUACAUACCGUCUGCAAGGUACUGAGGACACCUACCGAGCUAUGGAUGCCGCAUUGACAGCAGGUUACCGAGCAUUUGAUACGGCAGCAGUCUACCGCAAUGAGGCGGACAUUGGUCGGGCUCUUCGCAUCCUGCUGCCUAAACAUAGGCUUUCCCGGGGAGAUGUGUUCAUAACCAGCAAGCUGAGUCCCAAGGACCAGGGCUGCAAAGCCAGGGAUGGCUGUAUGAGGAGUCUCGAACAGCUGGGGCUGGACUACAUUGACCUGUAUCUUAUCCACUGGCCUGGUACACAGGGUUUGCAUGUGGAGGAUAAGCAAAACACAGGCAACCGCUCCCAGAGCUGGGAAACCCUGGAGGAAUUCCAUGCUGAGGGAAAGUUCUGUGCUAUCGGAGUGUCAAAUUACACCACAAGACAUAUGCAGGAGCUCCUGAGGGGCUGCAGAGUCUUUCCAGCGGUCCUCCAGGUGGAGUUCCACCCCAGGCUGGCCCAGAGGGAGCUCCGAGUGUUGUGUGAGGAGAGUGGAGUGAGUUUCCAGGCCUACUCCUCCCUGGGGACUGGGGUACUCCUCUCUGAUCCUGUUGUUCAAGAGGUGGCAGCAAGGUGUGAAAGAACUCCAUCUCAGGUUCUUCUCAGGUGGGCUGUGCAGCAGAAUGUGCCCGUGCUGCCAAAAUCACGCCAGCCUAGUCGCGUGCAGGAGAACGGGCGACUGUUUGACUUUGAGCUCAGUGACAGCGACAUGGUUCAACUUUCUGCUCUGGACUGUGGGCAGAGGUUCUGCUGGGACCCCACACUGGUGGUUUAGAACACCUCCAGACACUCUUCAGUGACAGAAACAGUAUCCUGGAUGAUAACACUUUUGUAGGUCAGCUGCUUUAGCUGAAUAUUGAUUGUUGAAUAAAUUGUUGGUUUAUGAGUUUA
Molecule: messenger RNA, 1471 nt
Organism: Electrophorus electricus (electric eel)
Lineage: Eukaryota; Metazoa; Chordata; Actinopteri; Gymnotiformes; Gymnotidae
Product: aldo-keto reductase Mvan_2161
Source: RefSeq, a predicted model, not a curated record